Argiope bruennichi is the source of this 1669-nucleotide messenger RNA. RefSeq names its product xaa-Arg dipeptidase-like. The record is from RefSeq and is a predicted model, not a curated record. The transcript is spliced from 7 exons. The coding region runs from base 108 to 1310 and encodes 400 amino acids. Gene Ontology annotation, molecular function: dipeptidase activity. Lineage: Eukaryota; Metazoa; Arthropoda; Arachnida; Araneae; Araneidae.
AAUUAAGGCAUGAUAUAAAUACGUGUCAUUAUACUUGUAAGGUGGUUCGGUGCUGGUCUCGGCUCCUGUAAUGACAGUCUAGCGAACAGUUAAACAUCUGUUCCAUUAUGUCUGAGGACGAUUUCUCCAACGUGUGCUCUAAAAUAGAUGGAGAAAAAGAAUUUUUAAAUGCCAUCAGUCAGAAAAUAUGGAAUAAUCCUGAACUUGCUUAUAAAGAGGAACAAGCUCACGAAACCUUAACUAGUGCCUUGUCUCGAUAUGGAUUCGAAGUACAAAAGAAUUAUUUGCUACCAACUGCCUUCAGAGCGGAAUUUUCUUCUAAAGCAGUGGGUGGUCCUGUGGUGGCAAUUCUACUUGAGUACGAUGCUUUACCGAACAUUGGCCACGCUUGUGGUCAUAACCUCAUUUCUGAAGCGGGGUUGGCAGCUAGUCUUGGUGUCAAAGCAGCCAUGGAAGCAGAUCCAAAAUUGGUUGGAACGCUAGUUGUCCUGGGCACUCCGGCGGAAGAAGGCGGCGGGGGCAAAAUAGAUCUUCUGAACAUGGGAGCUUUCAAAGGGAUAGAUGCGGCCAUGAUGGUACAUCCCAGCAAGUUCACUUCCACCUUUCCACCCGUUCUCAGUGUGCUGCAGAUUAAUGUGGACUUCAAAGGAAAAGAGGCACACGCCGCUGCAUUUCCCUGGGAAGGUCGUAAUGCAUUGGAUGCCGCUGUCGCUGCUUAUCAGAACAUAGGCCUCCUUAGGCAACAUAUUAAGCCCUCUAGUAGGAUUCAUGCUAUCAUUACAAAAGGAGGAGUGAUCCCAAAUAUUAUUCCAGCCGAUUCUCGGUUGGAAGUGUACGUGAGAGCCGCUUCACAAUCGGAUCUAAAUGAACUCACUGACUGCAUCACGAACUGCAUCAAGAGUGGGGCCACCGCCGCCAGAUGCACGGAUGCCAUCGAAUACAAGCACAAGUACUGUUACCUGAAUCUCAUCACCAAUAAAAUUCUGGGCGAUACGUACGAUUAUUAUGCUCAUAAGCUAGGUAUCAUCCCGACUUAUUUUCCUUCAGAAUCUAUGAUUCCUGCUGGAUCUACGGACAUGGGAAAUGUAUCUCACGUCAUACCCUCCAUCCACCCUUUCUACGAUAUUGGCACUGAAUCGAUAAAUCACACAAAAGAGUUCACCGUAGCAUCCAGUGAUCCAAAGUCCCAAGGUCCUACUCUGAAGGUGGCGAAGGCCUUGGCCAUGACGGCCCUCAAGCUGAUGAGGUGUCCUGAGACUUUGCAGAAGAUUAAGAAACAAUUUGAAGAGGAUAUUGCUCAAGGUCUCUAAAACUAUCCCAGAAAAAAUAAUUAAUUACCGAAACAACAUAUGUUAAUUGGUACAAACCUUUGUCGAAAUUAAAAACAGUGUCUUUUGCUUAAUAUUUUUUUCUGUUGGUUGUGAUGGUUUCGGAAUUUUUGUUUCAAACUGAGUGUUCAAAUGCUUUAUUUUCCUGUUUUACGAUGGAUCUUUCAGAUAUAACUGUGAAUGGUACCUAGAAAAUGAAGUUUGAUGCUUUAUUUAUUUUUAUACAAACACAAAUAUUGUUCAUGGGCUAAAUCGUCUUCUUAUUUAAUGUUUAUAGGCUGUCAUAAUAUUUGUAAAUUGUGUUAUGGAACUUUCUUGAUAAAACAUUCGCACACAAUGCU